GAGGUGGAUCCUGCGCCUGGCCAGCCCCGCCUGGCCUUCCCUCCGGCCCACCUGGCCGCCAUGCGCCUCUCCUCCUCCCCACCUCGUGGCCCGCAGCAGCUCUCCAGCUUUGGCUCCGUGGACUGGCUCUCCCAGAGCAGCUGCUCAGGGCCGACCCACACCCCCAGGCCUGCCGACUUCUCCCUGGGGAGCCUCCCUGGCCCAGGCCAGACAUCCGGCGCCCGGGAGCCCCCUCAGGCCGUCAGCAUCAAGGAGGCCGCCGGGUCCUCAAAUCUGCCUGCGCCGGAGAGGACCAUGGCCGGGUUGAGUAAGGAGCCAAAUACCUUGCGGGCCCCCCGUGUCCGCACAGCCUUCACCAUGGAGCAGGUCCGCACCUUGGAGGGCGUCUUCCAGCACCACCAGUACCUGAGCCCUCUGGAGCGGAAGAGGCUGGCCAGGGAGAUGCAGCUCUCAGAGGUCCAGAUAAAAACCUGGUUUCAGAAUCGCCGCAUGAAACACAAACGGCAAAUGCAGGACCCCCAGCUGCACAGCCCCUUCUCGGGGUCUCUCCAUGCGCCCCCAGCUUUCUACUCAACGUCUUCUGGCCUUGCCAAUGGCCUGCAGCUGCUGUGCCCUUGGGCACCCCUGUCCGGGCCCCAGGCUCUGAUGCUGCCCCCUGGCUCCUUCUGGGGUCUCUGCCAAGUGGCACAAGAGGCCCUGGCAUCUGCGGGAGCUUCCUGCUGCGGGCAGCCUCUGGCGUCCCACCCCCCUACCCCAGGCCGGCCUUCGCUGGGACCAGCCCUGUCCACGGGGCCCCGGGGCCUGUGUGCUAUGCCACAGACGGGGGAUGCAUUUUGAGGAGGCACCUCUGACUCCCACACUCGCGGUCUUGCUGAUCGCACCUGGCUCCUACCUGGAGGACUCAGUUGUUCUGUUUACAUCCUGGUGGCACCUCUCACCCUGACCCACACAAAGGUUCUGGAGAUUACUGGAGAAUAUAUAUAAAUAUAUAUAUGUACGUAUAUAUGUAAAUACACAUAUACGUAUAUAUAAAUAUAUAUAUACAUAUGUGUGUGUAUAUAUAUAUAUAUUUUUUUUUUUUUUUUUUUUUUUGAGACGGAGUGUUGCUCUGUCACCCAGGCUGGAGUGCAAUGACGCAAUCUCGGCUCACUGCAACCUCCGCCUCCUGGGUUCAAGCGAUUCUCCAGCCUCAGCCUCCCGAGUAGCUGGGAUUACAGACACCCGCCACCACGCCCGGCUAAUUUUUUCUAUUUUUAGUAGAAAUGGGGUUUCACCAUGUUAGCCAGGCUGGUCUCAAACUCCUGACCCUGUGAUCCGCCCGCCUCGGCCUCCCAAAGUGCUGGGAUUACAGGCAUGAGCCACUGCACCCGGCCCUGAGAAUAUAUUUAUUAAAGCCACCUCUUCACUGAAAGUUACCGAAAGAGUCGGUUUAGGAAGGAAACGAAGGGUCAGUGAACAGAGUCAAAUGCAGAAGUGGGCUUGUCAUGGGUAGGGCUUUCGGCGUACGAUAAAAGGAUCAUUUGUUUUUUAAAAGGGGUUGGAAAAACUGGUUUUCCAGUUGGAAACAGUAAAGGUUGUAAGCUUUGUGUGUACAAAAGAAAACAGGGAAUGCAGGUGUGUUUAUAGCGUUGUGGUUCAAGUCCCUCUUAACAAGAACUCCAAAGCUGGAAAGCAGGAGGGAACAAAGGUGAACAUGAAGGCGAGGAUGCUGGGGCCCUGCAGUGCGCUCUAGGCUGUGCGUGAGCCGGGACUGUACCCACAGCUUGCUGAGGGCUGCUCUUCUUGGGCCAGGGAAAGCAGGGCAGCCGGGACCUGCGGCUGUGCCUGGACUGAAGCUGUCCCGCAGGUCCCCACCCUCCAACACGUGCUCACCUGUCCCCCUGCUCGCAGCAGCCUCGGGACAAAACAAUGACUCAAGGACAGCACUUCUUGCAGAAGGUCUGGAAGUGCCCAGAAUGGGAGGCACGGAAGCCCCUCCCGGGGAGGACUCCCGCGUUGAUGGACCGUUCUUGGUGCAGACUCCUGACUGCGUGCAUGAAACCUGAGACAAGUGCAAUUCCUUCCAUGUCGCCCCAGAGUGCCCAGGAGGCAGGCAGUGCGGGGUGCCCAGGCAGACGGGUUCAGCCUGCAGAACUGGAGGCGACCUGUGAAACCCACCCGGGCACCCCAACAGGAACAGAAGCGUGGUCCUGCGGCUGCGUCCCCAGCGAGUUUCACUUUCCCCUUGCUCGUUUCUCCCUUGUUGUAAGUGUUUACAACUGGCAUGUGCUUUUAAACGUCAGGUAAGAGGGGAACAGCUGCUGUACAUCGUCCUGGCGAGUGACAAUGUGACAGAAGCCUGGGCGAGGCCCUCGGAGGGCAGCAGCUGGACAGGGACUACUGGGUUUGGCCUGGACAGCACUGAUUUGUGGAUGUGGAUGGGGGCACGUUGUCCGUGAUAAAAGUACAAGUGCCCCUCA
Molecule: messenger RNA, 2459 nt
Organism: Homo sapiens (human)
Lineage: Eukaryota; Metazoa; Chordata; Mammalia; Primates; Hominidae
Gene: VENTX
Product: VENT homeobox
Exons: 3
Coding region: 61-837 (258 amino acids)
Biological process (GO): regulation of DNA-templated transcription
Cellular component (GO): nucleus
Molecular function (GO): DNA binding; DNA-binding transcription factor activity, RNA polymerase II-specific
Source: RefSeq, marked reviewed